CUUAUCUCCCCAGAGGAAAGGAGUGAACAGGAAACUCCAGGAUUUGCUGUUGGAAUCUGGGCUCCCAAGUGCCACCAUCAUGGUAGCCUUGCUGGAGGAGUUCUGCCAAUCCACCUUUUGGAAUUUGUCAUUCGUGGAUCGCCCGGAUCCUGAUCUUCCACUGUGCUUCGAGCAGACUGUUUUGGUCUGGAUUCCUCUGGGUUUCCUGUGGCUUUUGGCUCCAUGGCACCUUUUCCACAUAUAUCGAAACAGAACCAAGCAAUCACCUUUAACCAAACUCUACCUUGCCAAGCAGGUGCUCGCAACAUUGCUCGUCAUCACGACGGCCAUUGAGCUGGCCCUCACUCUCAUCCAGGAUUUUGGACAAUAUGCCGGCCCCAGACAAGACCCAAACCCUCCCGUUCGGUAUGCCAACCCGUGCCUCUACAUAGCUACCUGGCUCCUGGUUAUACUGAUCCACCACAGCCGGAGACGGUGUGUCCGAAAGGAUUCCAGUGUGCUGUUCGUAUUCUGGGUGCUCUCUCUACUCUGUGGUGUCUUCCAGCUCCAAACUCUGAUCCGGAUGCUUUUACAGGGUCAGACAUCCAAUUUAGCCUGGCACUGCCUGUACUUCAUCUCCUAUGGGUUACAGCUCCUUACCCUGAUCGUCUCAUCUUUUUCUGAAGUCUCUCAAGAAACUGAUGAAGAACUGAAGAAUCCAUCAGCCACUGCCUCCUUCCUAAGCUCCAUCACCUAUAGUUGGUUUGACAGAAUGGUUUACAAAGGCAAUAAAGAGACUCUGACUCUAGAUGAUAUGUGGAAUUUGAAUGAGGCAGAUGAAACUUCCGUUCUCACCACCAUCUUUAACCGUUACAUGGAAGUGGACUUGAAAAAGGCCAAGCGGGAGUUGGAGAAGCGGUGCCAGAAGAGAAAAGCCCAUGUAAAAUCCCAAAGCCCAGUGAACGGCCUAAGCAAGAGCCAAAGCCAAGACGUCCUUGUAUUGGAGGAAAGGAGGUCAAAGAGAAAGAAGAAAGAGUCCGGUUCUGGAACUGAGAAGGACUAUGCAAAAUCCUGGUUGGUCAAAGUUCUGUUUAAAAUGUUCCGAGGGAUCCUUCUGAAAUCGUUCGUGAUCAAGCUGGUGCACGAUCUGCUGGCGUUUGUCAGUCCUCAGCUGUUGAAGAAGAUGAUUUCCUUUACGAUGGACUCCACCAGCUACUCAUGGGUGGGCUAUAUCUAUGCCAUCCUCUUUUUUUGGGUGGCACUCAUCCAGUCCAUCUGCCUUCAGAAGUACUUUAAAAACUGCUUCAUCCUGGGCAUGAACGUCAGGACCACCCUCAUAGCGUCUGUAUAUAAGAAGGCCCUGGCCAUCUCCAAUGCCUCCAGGAAGCAGUACACUGUGGGCGAAAUGGUGAACCUGAUGUCCGUGGACGCCCAGCGGUUUUUGGAAGUGGCCAACUUCAUUCACCUGUUGUGGUCGUGCCCUCUUCAGAUCGUGCUGGCUACUGUCUUCCUGUGGAUGGAGAUGGGGCCCUGCAUCCUCGCCGGUCUUGGAUUCCUGGUCCUGCUGAUCCCCAUUAAUGGGCUGCUGGCCACCAAAUGCAGGAUGAUUCAGGUAAAAAACAUGAAGAACAAAGACAAACGCUUGAAAAUCAUGAAUGAGAUCCUCAGUGGGAUAAAGGUCUUAAAGCUAUUUGCCUGGGAGCCCUCUUUUGAGACGCAGGUCCAAGAGAUCCGCAAGAAAGAGGUGAAGAAUUUGAAGAACUUUGCCUACCUGCAGGCUGUCACUGUGUUCAUCUUCAACAUGGCUCCUGUUUUGGUGUCUGUCAUUACCUUUGGGGUCUAUGUCCUGGUGAACGAGAACAACAUUUUAGACGCGCAGACGGCCUUCACCUCCAUCACCCUUUUCAACAUACUUCGCUUUCCUCUGGCCAUGCUUCCCAUGCUCAUUUCCUCCCUGCUGCAGGUGAGCGUUUCCACAGAGCGUCUGGAGAAGUAUUUGAGUGGGGAUGACCUGGAUACCUCAGCCAUUCGAUGUGACCCCACUCUUAAUCAGGCAGUACAGUUUCACAAGGCUUCCUUUACCUGGGAUCAAGAUGCUGACCCCACCAUCAGAGAUGUCACUCUGGACAUCCAGCCGGGCCAGCUGAUGUCCGUGGUGGGGGCUGUGGGCUCUGGCAAGUCCUCCCUCAUUUCAGCCCUGCUGGGAGAGAUGGAGCAUGUUCACGGGAACAUCACCAUUAAGGGUUCCUUAGCCUACGUGCCCCAGCAGUCCUGGAUUCAGAACGGCACCCUGAGGGACAACAUUCUCUUUGGGUCCCCAUUGGACGAAGAGCGGUACCAGCGGAUUCUGGAGGCUUGUGCUCUUCUCCCGGACCUGGAGCUGCUCCCUGGGGGAGACAUGGCCGAAAUUGGCGAGAAGGGCAUCAACCUCAGCGGGGGUCAGAAGCAGCGGGUCAGCCUGGCCAGGGCUGUCUACAGCGACAUGGACAUUUUUGUCCUGGAUGAUCCACUCUCAGCGGUGGAUGCACAUGUGGGGAAGCACAUUUUCAAUAAAGUCUUGGGCCCAAAUGGUCUGCUGAAAAACAAGACACGGCUCUUGGUGACACACAGUAUCAACUUCUUGCCCUUCGUGGAUGAGAUCGUAGUUCUGACGAAUGGGACCGUGUCCGAGAAGGGAUCCUAUGAGACUCUGUUGGCCAACGGAGGGGCUUUUGCUCAGAUUUUAAGCACGUACAGCAAGCACGACAGCUCUGAAGGGGAGAUCACAGUGGAUGUCGGGGCCAACAGUGAAGAGGAGGAUGAUGAUGGAGCGAUACCCACUGCAGAGGAAGUUCCCUAUGAGGUGGUCACCCUGGCCCUGAAAAGAGAGGGCAGCUUUCAUCGGCGCCUCAGCCGCAGUUCCAGGAUUGGAAGCUCCCGGCUUCGGAAGUCACUACGAAGCACCCUAAAAGCUGGGGAGUUGGGAGCAGGGCAGACAGGCCCCAAGGAACUGGUGAAAGGACAGGAGCUAAUUAAGAAGGAAGCAAUGGAAAUUGGAAAGGUGAAGUUCAGCCUAUUCUUGAAGUACCUGCGAUCAGUAGGGUGGAAUUUAAUCUUCUUCAUCGUCCUUAUCUACGUGGCAAAUGCCGUGGCUUUCAUCGGCUCCAAUCUCUGGCUCAGUGUCUGGACGCAGGACUCCGUCACCUACCAAAAUGAAACCUAUCCAUCUUCCAUUCGGGACAUGAGGAUUGGGGUCUUCGGGGUUCUGGGACUCGCACAAAGUCUCUCUAUAUUAGGGGCAAUGCUCCUGGCUGCCUACGGGGCCACCUGGGCAUCAUACCUCCUGCACAAGGAGCUGCUGGGCAACAUCCUCAAAGUCCCUAUGAGCUUCUUUGACACCACUCCCACAGGCCGGAUCGUCAACAGGUUUGCCAAUGACAUUUCUACAGUGGAUGACCUACUGCCCAUGUCCUUCCGCAGCUGGUUAUUAUGUUUCCUGGGGAUAAUCAGCACCCUCGUCAUGAUCUGCACAGCGACCCCAGUUUUCAUUGUUGUCAUCAUCCCUCUGGCCAUCUUUUAUAUCUUCAUUCAGAGAUAUUACAUUGGAACAUCCCGCCAGCUGAGACGCCUGGAGUCUGUCACCAAGUCGCCCAUCUAUUCUCACUUCAGCGAAUCGGUGUCGGGCUUGUCUGUGAUUCGAGCUUUUGGGCAUCAGCAGCGGUUCUUGGAGCACAACGAGGAAGCCAUCAACAUCAACAUGAAAUGUGUUUUCUCCGGGAUCAUCUCCAACAGGUGGCUCGCCAUCCGUCUGGAGCUGGUCGGGAACCUGGUGGUCUUCUUUGCUGCUCUCCUGGGCGUGAUUUACAAAGACACCCUGAACGGCGGCACCAUGGGCUUGGUCCUCACCAACGCACUCAAUAUCACACAGACUCUGAACUGGUUGGUGAGAAUGACUUCAGAGCUGGAGACCAAUAUUGUGGCUGUGGAGCGGAUACAUGAAUACAUGAGCGUAAAGAAUGAGGCCCCCUGGGUGACCAAAAAGAGGCCCCCGCCUGGCUGGCCCAACAGAGGUGAGAUCCAGUUCGUGGACUACCAGGUGCGGUACCGCCCGGAGCUGGAUCUGGUGCUGCGGGGGAUCAGCUGUGACAUCGGGAGCACAGAGAAGAUCGGCAUCGUGGGCAGGACUGGGGCUGGGAAGUCCUCGCUCACCAACUGCCUCUUCCGGAUCCUGGAGGCUGCUGGGGGCAAGAUUCUGGUGGAUGGGCUGGACAUAGCCUCCAUUGGGCUCCACGAUCUUCGGGAGAGACUAACCAUCAUCCCUCAGGACCCCAUCCUGUUCUCUGGGACUCUACGGAUGAACCUGGAUCCUUUCCACCGCUAUUCGGAUGAGGACGUCUGGAAGGCCCUGGAGCUGGCCCACCUGAAGCCCUACGUGUCCGGCCUGCCCGAGGGACUGAAUUACGAAGUGACCGAGGCUGGCGAGAAUCUCAGCGUGGGGCAGAGGCAGCUGCUGUGCCUGGGCCGGGCUCUGCUCCGCAAAUCCAAGAUCCUCAUCAUGGACGAGGCCACGGCCGCGGUGGACCUGGAGACGGACCACCUCAUUCAGAUGACCAUCCAGAGCGAGUUCUCCAACUGCACGGUGCUCACCAUCGCCCAUCGGCUCCACACCAUCAUGGAGAGUGACAGGGUGAUGGUGCUGGACAGUGGGAAGAUUGUGGAAUUCAACAGCCCCAUGGAGUUGCUCCAGCAGCCCGGCCUUUUUUACUCUAUGGCCAAGGACGCUGGCAUUGAGAUUCCGUCGGACACAGCACUGUAACCCUACGGUGCCAGCGGGGAGACGGAGCACAGCUCCCGGCCCAGAGGAGGAAGCGGUUGGGCCUGGUAGGGUCCCCGUUUGUGCCCCAUCGGCCCAACGCUUUCUUCCCUGAGGAUAUUUUCACUGGUCCCACUCCACUUGGAAUUGGUAAGGGACCCUACAGCCGAAAUGUACAAUCUUUGCACUUGACGUGUGCCCCAGUUAAGAGCACACAGGUCCAGAACAGGCAAGGAGAAUUGGAAGAGGAUUAGCCGCAAGGCUAAGCAGAACACUGUGGGAACAGGGCUGUACGUCUGGAACGGGGCUGUAUGUCUCAGCUUCUUUCUUUGUGAUGGAGGGGACGAUCCAUGCUAACCUCUUCCCCAGAAAACUUAGGGCAUUCACAAGUGAUCUCGAAGCAGCAGCCCACAAGAAAAUGACGUUUCCAACCUCCCUCCCUUUUCAAGCUAGCAGCCUAGGCAAGGUCCCUUUCCCAAGACCUUCAUCUAGCCUUUCACCUGGCAGGAUUGAAUUUAAGGCAGAUGAAACCGCAUCUAAGAAAAUUACCCCUCGAUUCCCAAACCCUACCCACUCCCGUUGCUCCUCCCACAGCAUCUCCCCCAAAGGGCAGCCACAAUCACGCUACAUGUUCCGCUUCAUUAUCCAGAAGGCCCCGCUGGGUCACCUUCAUCCAGGGUGAGAGGAGUAAACCCCUCAUCUAAGGCUGAGAUGGCAGUGGCAUGGCAGAGACCGCCCAACUCCCCGGACCUCGGCCCUGCUGGCCAAGUGCAUUGGAGGGUCUGCCAGGGGAUGGCUAGAAAUCUGUCACCCAGCCGCCUGGGAAAUCCCAUCAUCGUCCUGGAACUGCCACUGCUGACAGCCGGUAGCCCCCCCCGACCCCAGCUGAACCGUUGGGGUGGGGGGGGCGGGCAGCGGAGCAGGAGGUAAUUUCCUUCCCCACCCUAAUUCUUUAAUCCACUUCUUUCUCACCCCAUCCCCGUCCCGUAAUCUGGAAUCAACAGUCUUUUGUGAGACCUUGUCGUAACUGCUAGGGAGGAUAUCUAAAGAUCGGGCAAUUGGCAGGGGUUUAGGAAGAGACACAACGGUAAAAAGCAUUUACUGGAGUUGGGAUGGAGUUACAGCCCGAAGGCUGUGGCUGGGGCAGAGAGAAAAGGGACAGGUUCCUUCAGGACUGGAUCUAGAGGAUGCAAAGGCCAUAGAGGAUAAGGCAGGGCAGGCCCCUGCCCUCCUGUGGGAUUCCAAAGGCUUCACAACUUACAGGGGCAGAGAAGCAACGGUUCUGUCUUCAUGCAUUCGUGGAGUUGAAACCAAGUUAGGAGCUCAAGCCCCGGGCAGCCCUUACUCCACGAAAGGCUGAAUUAUCCAUGUCGUUCUCAGGUCCCCAGUGCCCCAAGGUUACAGAAACAAGUAAGGGGCCAAAGCUCUGUCCCUAUGCCAGCUGAAUAGUAGAACAAAUGGACAAUUAAAGGUUAUGGAGAUCGUUGUA
This is a messenger RNA of Ornithorhynchus anatinus (platypus), 6260 nucleotides long. RefSeq names its product ATP binding cassette subfamily C member 2 (gene ABCC2). Gene Ontology annotation, biological process: transmembrane transport. The coding region runs from base 80 to 4774 and encodes 1564 amino acids. Gene Ontology annotation, cellular component: apical plasma membrane. The record is from RefSeq and is a predicted model, not a curated record. Gene Ontology annotation, molecular function: ATP hydrolysis activity; ABC-type transporter activity; ATP binding. The transcript has 32 exons. NCBI's taxonomy places the organism in Eukaryota, Metazoa, Chordata, Mammalia, Monotremata, Ornithorhynchidae.